GUGGCGGUCUGAACUCGCUACGAAGUUGAGAUAUGACGAUAGCGAGCAACAUUGUCGUCGAGUGGCUGAGGUCCUUGCACCUCGGUCAGUACUCGGAGUCUUUCAUCGACAACGGGUACGACGACUUGGAGAUAUGCAAGCAGAUCGGGGACCCGGAUCUCGACGCCAUCGGCGUCUUCACUCAGGCCCACAGGGCCCGGCUUCUGCAGUCGGUGAAGACCCUGAGGGAGGAGGGCGCAGCCAGCGUCUACUUCACCCUCGAGGAGACGAGCGACUGCCUCUGCAGCGACAACCUCAGCUCAAAGUCCUCGAGGACCUCCUCCGAACGCCCCCCCAGCGAGAAGGACGGGCAGCUGCAGCGCGCUUCUCCCACCGCAAGUUCCUCCAGCGGGGGGCAGGAACUCGCCAAGUUCAACGACGAGUACGAGGAGGGCAAGGCCGAGCUCGUCAGGAUACCGAGAAUACAGCUGAGGCUUCUCAUUCAGGAAAAACUCAGGCACGACGGCAUUCGACUCGCCUCUCAGCCCUACACCACUCCGGAGGGCGAGCGAGGGUAUUUAGAGGGCCUCGCGUCGAGGUACGCAGACCUCUUCAGAACGCAUUACGGUGACGUUCUGGAACCACUCGAGGAGCUGCGACGCCGAGAAACGAACGUAUCCCCCAGAAUGGCCAACACUCAGCUCACCACUAGUCAUUCACAACCCAUUUACGUGCCCGGAAAAUACUCGCCCUCGAGCUGCCUCAGUGACAAGGAAGAGGAUGAGAUAUACGGUUUCGGUUACGGAGUCUUUGGACGUCAAAUGCUGCAGCAAAGGCAGCAAAAACUUGCGCUUGCAACGCAAAACACGACACCAACUGGCAAUCAACAAACCUACCAAAGCUGCCUCAGUCCGAGAUCAGCAUUCUUCUACGAAUUUCCACCAAACGAUCAGGGCCAGAACACGAGCAAGAAGAAGACCACCUUCUCAAGGCUGCUUCGGGGGCUGAAAACCCAUAGGAAAGAGAAACAGGGACAACCACAGGGAUCCCCGCGACAUGGACGGACGCGGAUGGGCGUCCCUCAAAGAGUCGACACACCGGACAGUGUCUUGCAAAGUGGACUUGGACUAGGACCGGAAAUGGGACAUACGAUUCUCCGGUCGAUGGUUGACCCCAGAGACUACGACAGGCUGAGGUAUCUUCAGAUGAACGGCGGUCAGCCGAACAGUUUCGAAGAAACGAUUCACAGGCUCAAGGUCCAGGAGGCGCUAAGAAAAAAGGAGAAAUUUCACAAGGAGCACGAAGAAAUACUGAGGGACAUCCGGCAAGGUUUAAUGCAGCUAGGACGAGAUGGACGAGGUCAGCUCCCAGGAGACGACACGUACAUGUACGACGAAGACGCGAGGUGCGGGGGGGCGGGGGCCGGUGGUCCAGGGCCAGUCCCUGGGGGGCCAGCAGGGCCCCCGGGGCACCACUGGUACGACGAACCCCCCUACGAGUCCGAUCCGGAGGACUUCCUGAUGGGGGCAACCGGGGGGCCAGUGCCGACGGCGACGAUCCAAAACGGAAGAGUCUGCUUCACGCUGAAUCUUCGCCCUGAGAACAGGGGUGAGGGGGUUAUCUCGCUCAGGACCGCCGGGGACAUCAGCCUCCCUCGGGACCGAUCUCGGAAACCUCACGCGACGUCGACCAUGCGGGGACUCAUACUUCCUCAGGGGCACAACAACCCCCCGACAAUCAUACCCCUGACGCAUUCGCGGGCCUCCAGAGAGAGCGGCGACUACGCCAGCAGCGACGUACAGAGCCGCAGUAGCGGGGAGGAGGGAAUAUCCCCGAGCCAAAGCAGCGACUACGAGGAUCAAGAAGAGAUCGAAAGUCAACAUUUGGCCGCUGUUCAUACAUCGGAGGCGAGCGCUCUUCUGGAAAGCGAUGGACGGGCGGGAAUCGCUGGUCGAGCCAGGAACCUGAGGCACGACGUUCAACGCAAGAUAUCCCGACUCCGGCAGGACAGAGCUUCGUCCGAAGCUUUUCCCUGCAGCGCGAGCAGCGUGGAAAGCCUUCCGAGUGGCAGCGGUUCCAGCACUCAAGCACUGGUGCGAGCGGGUAGCAAUCACAGCUCAAUUUCCUGCGAGGAAAGGGAGGCUGUCAGCCCUUCGUCGAUCGGGCCCGUUCUCUGCAGGGCCCGAGCCCUCGUCGACUACACGCCGAGUCCCUACGACAAGGACGCCCUUAAGUUCAAGAAGGGGGACGUUAUCGACGUAGUCCAGAUGAACACCAGCGGCUUAUGGCGGGGGGUCGCUCACAAUCGCCUCGGACACUUCAAGUUCAUAAACGUCGAAAUCCUCAACGAGAGGGUCCAGCGACGCGGGGAACCUGAACGGGGAAAAUGGGGUCACAGGUACAGGCAGAAGCCCGGAUCCGUUGAGGAACUGCUCCAGAGAAUGAAUCUUCAGGAACACAUCUCCGUAUUCGUCCUCAACGGGUACGAGGACCUGGAGCUCUUCAGGGAACUCGAACCGGCGGAUCUCGAUUACCUCGGUAUUCAGCAGCCGGAGCAUCGGGCGAAGAUCCUGACGGCGGUCCAGCUGCUCCACGACCUUCACUCCGGUAGCGAGGGGGAUCUGGCGUCCAGUUCCGAAGGUGACGACGUGACCCGACUGGCGUUGAGCUCGGGUCAGACUUCCGGCCACUGUUCGCCGUUCAGCCGACGACAGUUCCCCCGGGAUUCCGGCUGCUACGACGCCCACAAGAACUCCAACCGUCGAGGAACGUCGGGGAGUCCAGAGAGCAGGAAGCUCUCCCGGGAGAACAACCUCGACCUGAACGCCGGGGCGCAGGUUAAAGGUGGUGAGAUUGCGGGGGGCAUAAUCGAAGCGAAGAACGACUUCCUCCCCAACAUCCCCGUGUCCGGGGGCGGGGGUGGCGGGGCCGGAGGAGUGGGGGGCGCUCACGGGCAGUUCGAGCGACCCGCUCUCAGGGGUGGCAACGUCAGGUUCAUCGCCAAGCGUGCCAACUGCCCCCCGAACAUCGCCGACCCCAGCGUCGUCAUCGAGGACUCCUGCGAGGGCAGCCACAAGCUGAGCAUGGUGAAGUACGUCGUGGGGGGCAGCUCUGACCUUGGACUCGGAUGCGAGAGCGGAAACGCCUCGGUUAGUCUAGGGCAGCGAGGCUGCUUGAGCGAAAAAUCGAGCGACUCGGGGGUCAGCUCGUCCAGCUUAAGCUCGGCGCCACCCCCCAGGGACAAGGCCCUUGCCGCCCCGGCGGUCACCGAAUCGCCGACGAAGAGCUUCGCCAACUUCAACCGCGGCUCGCCGACGUCCCAAGGAUCCGCUGGAAAGAAUCAGCACGGCGAGACUCCCGGGUACCGAUGAACUUCCGUCUGGUUCCCUCGCCGAUUCCCUACAUGCCUAGUAAUUUUCUCUACUUCUCGCUUAAUGCUAUUACGUUUUUAUUGACGAUUUAAAUGGAGGUAGAAGCGAUCUUUUUUCAAAUGAGGCGGAUUAUAAGUGGGCUAAUUCAUCAUGUAAAUUCAAUAAUACGUCAACCAAAUACCGGAUGGAAAUUUGAAGCUGUAAAUAUUUGAAAGAAUUGAAACGAUAGACCGGAGGAUGCAGAGAAUGAUUUUUAACGAGAGCUACCAAUUAGUAUUUACCUGCCGAUCUUUGCUAUUGGCCAAUCACCACUUUCAGCAUAUCACAAGCACGGCCAGUUCGAGUAUAUUUUUAUUCGAAGCCCUACGUCGACGCGUUUCAUCAUCCGCCUCGUCAAGAGUCUGGCCGCGAGUUAAUUCCAAUUAAAUCUAACCAUUAUCUCUAACCGGUAAUAACUGCAGCUGUGCGUGCGUAAAUUGGAUGGCUCCUCCGUCAGAGUUGCCAGUUUCACUCGUUGAAUCGAGAUUGGUUCGGCUUUCGGUAUCGGUAUCGGUAUUUUUACUGCUUCGUUGCGAACGAAGCUUGAUAGAGAGAGAGAGUGAGUGAGCGAUAGAUAGAAGAAAAAUAUGAAUGGAAAGUCGAGCGGAAGGGAGG
Diprion similis is the source of this 4004-nucleotide messenger RNA. RefSeq lists its product as uncharacterized. NCBI's taxonomy places the organism in Eukaryota, Metazoa, Arthropoda, Insecta, Hymenoptera, Diprionidae. The coding region runs from base 33 to 3350 and encodes 1105 amino acids. The transcript has 15 exons. The record is from RefSeq and is a predicted model, not a curated record. Gene Ontology annotation, molecular function: protein binding.